Molecule: messenger RNA, 7149 nt
Organism: Taeniopygia guttata (zebra finch)
Lineage: Eukaryota; Metazoa; Chordata; Aves; Passeriformes; Estrildidae
Source: RefSeq, a predicted model, not a curated record
GUUUCUCUACAACUAGUGCAUCCACGCGCAGGCAGGGUCCGGCCGCCGCGGCUGCCAUGGAUAUCAGCUAAAGCCGGGCGGAGCGGGCUCACCGGCGCUCCCCACCAGCUCGCAGCCCGCGGGGCCGCCGGCCGGCACAGCCGCGGCCGCUGCGCCCGCCCCGAGCCUGCCCGAGGAGCGCGGCUGCCCCGGGGAGUGGGGGCACAGAGGGAGGGGGGAGAAGCACAGACUGCAGGGCGGGAGUCGGGCAGAGCAUCCCCACGGCAAUGUCCAAGGGCUUGAAGAAAAAAAGCCACUGGACGAGCAGAGUCCACGAGAUCGUGAUCGUGAGGAACCCGGAGGGACAGCUGGGCUUCGAGCUGAAGGGGGGCGCCGAGAAUGGCCAGUUCCCCUACCUGGGGGAAGUGAAGCCCGGCAAGGUGGCCUAUGAGGGCGGCAGCAAGUUGGUGCCGGAGGAGCUGCUGCUGGAGGUAAACGAGACCCCCGUGGCCGGGCUCACCAUCAGGGAUGUGCUGGCCGUGAUCAAGCACUGCAAGGACCCCAUCCGCCUCAAGUGCGUCAAGCAAGGAGGCAUCGUUGAUAAGGACCUUCGUCACUACCUCAAUCUACGGUUCCAGAAAGGCUCAGUGGACCAUGAGCUCCAGCAGAUCAUAAGAGACAACCUCUACCUCCGCACGGUGCCAUGCACCACAAGGCCACAUAAGGAGGGGGAAGUCCCUGGUGUGGACUAUAUUUUCAUCACUGUUGAAGAUUUUAUGGAAUUGGAGAAAAGUGGUGCUCUCCUAGAAAGUGGAACAUAUGAAGACAACUAUUACGGCACUCCAAAGCCUCCAGCAGAACCGGCUCCGUUGCUGUUAAAUGUGACAGACCAGAUCCUCCCAGGCGCCACUCCCGGGGCUGAAGGCAAGCGUAAAAGGAAUAAGUCUGUGAGCAAUAUGGAGAAGACAGGCAUUGAACCACCAGAGGAAGAAGAGGAAGAAAGACCUGUGGUCAAUGGAAAUGACGUGACAGUAACACCAGAAUCGAGUGAACAUGAAGAGAAGAGUACAGCUGUCUCGGGUGAGGCAUCUACCACCCAGCCUUGUCCUGCACCAGGAUAUGGUCAGCCUGAAGAAGCAAAGGAGGAUAUGGAUGUAACAAAACAGACUAAACCUGAAGAGAAUGAUGACUUGGGCCCACUGCCUGAUAACUGGGAAAUGGCUUAUACAGAAAAGGGGGAAGUGUACUUUAUUGACCAUAACACAAAGACAACAUCAUGGCUGGAUCCACGACUUGCGAAAAAGGCUAAACCUCCAGAAGAGUGCAAAGAAAAUGAGCUUCCAUAUGGCUGGGAGAAAAUUGAUGAUCCCAUUUAUGGCACUUAUUAUGUUGACCACAUAAAUAGAAGAACUCAAUUUGAAAACCCUGUCCUAGAAGCAAAAAGGAAGCUACAGCAGCAUAACAUGCCCAACGCAGAACUUGGAACAAAGCCUAUGCAGGCCCAAGGUUUCCGAGAAAAACCACUCUUCACCCGUGAUGCAUCACAGCUGAAGGGGACUUUCCUCAGCACAACUCUUAAGAAAAGCAACAUGGGUUUUGGAUUUACCAUCAUUGGUGGGGAUGAGCCGGAUGAGUUUCUCCAGGUGAAGAGUGUAAUUCCUGAUGGGCCUGCAGCACAAGAUGGGAAAAUGGAAACAGGUGAUGUGAUUGUCUAUAUUAAUGAAGUUUGUGUCCUUGGACAUACUCACGCAGAUGUAGUCAAACUCUUCCAGUCUGUUCCUAUUGGUCAGAGUGUCAACUUGGUGCUAUGUCGUGGAUACCCUUUGCCCUUUGAUCCUGAAGAUCCUGCCAACAGCAUGGUGCCACCCCUUGCAGUAAUGGAGAGGCCUCCGGUAGUGGUAAAUGGAAGACAUAACUAUGAAACUUAUUUGGAAUACAUUUCUAGGACUUCUCAGUCUGUUCCAGACGUAACAGAUCGACCACCACACUCCUUGCACUCCAUUCCAGCAGAUAGUCAGCUUGAUAGCACAUUCCCACCACCUGCCCAUGAUGAUAAUGUAUCAAUGGCUUCUUCUGGGGCCACCCAAGCUGAACUCAUGACCUUAACCAUUGUGAAAGGGGCCCAGGGCUUUGGCUUCACUAUAGCAGACAGUCCUACAGGACAGAGGGUGAAGCAAAUUCUAGACAUUCAGGGAUGUCCUGGUUUGUGUGAAGGUGACCUCAUUGUUGAGAUCAACCAGCAGAAUGUACAGAACCUGAGCCAUGCAGAAGUAGUGGAUAUACUUAAAGAAUGUCCUGUUGGAAGUGAAACUUCUUUGAUUAUCCAUAGAGGAGGUUUCUUUUCUCCAUGGAAAACUCCAAAGCCUAUGAUGGAACGAUGGGAGAAUCAAGGCAGCCCUCAAACAAGUGUGUCUGCUCCAGCUAUGCCACAGAAUAUUCCCUAUCCACCCACUCUUCACAGGAGUUCAUUUCCUGAUUCAACAGAGGCCUUUGAUCCACGAAAACCUGACCCGUAUGAGCUGUAUGAGAAAUCAAGAGCUAUUUAUGAAAGUAGGCAACAAGUGCUGCCCAGGACUGGUUUUCGAGCGGAUUCCUCUGGUCCCGAUUACAAGGAGCUGGAUGUUCACCUUCGGAGAAUGGAGUCUGGGUUUGGCUUCAGGAUCCUGGGAGGAGAUGAGCCUGGGCAGCCUAUUCUCAUCGGAGCAGUAAUUGCCAUGGGCUCCGCAGACCGAGAUGGUCGUCUCCAUCCUGGGGAUGAGCUGGUGUACGUAGAUGGGAUCCCAGUGGCCGGCAAAACCCACCGAUAUGUGAUUGAUCUUAUGCAUAAUGCUGCCCGAAACGGGCAGGUGAAUCUUACUGUGAGGAGAAAGGUGCUACCCACAGAGUCCUCCAGCCAGAAAGGUGCCCCCGCGCCCGGUGCGACGCCCCCUCGCAGCUCCCCCAGCGCGAGGAAAAUGGCCAAUAACCAAGGAGAACCCUGCCCAGAGAAUGGCAGAAGCCCAGGCUCGGUGUCUACACACCACAGCUCUCCAAGAAGUGACUACACGACCUAUGCCAACAGCAACCACGCGGCCUCCGGCAGCAGCGCCACUCCCCCCGAGGGCUUCGCGUCGCACAGCCUGCAAACCAGCGACGUGGUCAUCCACCGCAAGGAGAACGAAGGCUUCGGCUUCGUCAUCAUCAGCUCCCUCAACAGGCCCGAGUCUGGCUCCACAAUAACUGUACCCCAUAAAAUAGGGCGGAUAAUUGAUGGAAGCCCUGCGGAUCGCUGUGCAAAACUUAAAGUUGGAGACCGGAUCUUAGCUGUGAAUGGCCAGUCUAUUAUUAACAUGCCUCAUGCAGAUAUUGUGAAGCUAAUUAAAGAUGCAGGUCUCAGUGUAACUCUUCGCAUCAUUCCUCAGGAGGAGCUGAACAGCCCAGCCUCGGCCCCCAGCUCGGAGAAGCAGAGCCCCAUGGCCCAGCAGCACAGCCCCAUGGCCCAGCAGAGUCCCCUGGCGCAGCAGAGCCCCGUCGCCCAGCACAGCCCCGUGGCCCAGCCGCCACCUCCACAGCCCCUCCAGCCCCAGGGACACGAGAACAGUUACAGGUCAGAAGUAAAAGCCAGGCAGGAUGUGAAGCCUGACAUCCGGCAACCCCCGUUUACAGACUACAGGCAAUCCUCCACGGACUACCGGCAGCCCCCGCUGGACUACCGGCACCCGCCGGUGAUGGAUUACCAGCAGCCACCGCCGCUGGACUACAGGCAGCCCCCGCUGAUGGACUACAGGCAGCACUCCCCUGACACCAGGCAGUUCCCCCUGUCCGAGUACAGGCAGCCCCAGGACUUUGAUUAUUUCACCGUUGAUUUGGAGAAAGGAGCCAAAGGAUUUGGGUUUAGUAUCCGAGGAGGAAGGGAGUACAAAAUGGAUUUGUAUGUGUUGAGGUUAGCAGAAGAUGGACCAGCAGUAAGAAAUGGAAGGAUGAGGGUAGGAGAUCAAAUAAUUGAAAUCAAUGGAGAAAGCACAAGGGACAUGACACAUGCCAGAGCAAUAGAGCUAAUCAAGUCUGGUGGCAGAAGAGUGCGACUGUUGUUGAAACGUGGAACAGGCCAGGUCCCAGAAUAUGGAAUGGUACCUUCCAGUCUCUCCAUGUGCAUGAAAAGUGACAAGCAUGGGUCCCCAUAUUUCUACUUAUUGGGCCACCCUAAAGACACGACGAGCCAAACUCCUGGAGUGCUCCCUCUGCCACCGCCCCAGGUCUGCCGGAAGUAGCUCUUUCCCUCGACGACAUAAUCUCACCAUUAUCUUCAUCACACAUAGCCCCACCCUCUGACCCUUCUCACCAGAUAAGCCCAGAACCAACAUGGGAUAUCAAGAGGGAACACGAUAUAAGGAAACCAAAGGAGCUUUCGGUGAACGGUCACAAAAAGAAAAGGUUAGGAGAACAAAGAGAAAGGUCAGCAAGUCCUAAAAAGGUAGACAGGUCAAAGCACGAAGAGGCUUCUUGGAAAGGAUAUUCAGGAGGCAAAAGUAAGACCACUGAUGGUGGCAGGCCCACCUCAGAAAGCAAAGCGGUGGGACACAGCGUUAUGAUCGAGGCUGGCGCAAGAGAGCACGUGUGUGCUGGAACCAGUGAUGAACAGUUUGGGAGGCUGAGGAAGCCAGAAAGCAAGAGAGGAGGAUCUCUUAGCAAAAAAGAUCACAGAUCCACAAACACCUGUGAGAAGUCAGCUGCAGCACCCGACCAUGUCAAGACCGAUACAGGAGCUACCAAGACUUACAGUAGCAACCGCUGCAGCUCGCCUGGAAGUGAUAUGGACCACAGCCAGAGGGACCCUGAUGGGAAACCCAGCGAGUUCCCCAGGAAGGGACAUCUCCACUCCAUUAGCACUCGCAGCACCAACACCACAGUUCGAAAGGCAACGGUCUCUCCAGGGCCGUGGAAAAUCCCUGGCUCAGAUAAGCUACCAAGCGUCCUGAAGUCUGGUACUUCUGCCAUGAGCAGAUAAGCAAGGGACUGUUGCCCUCUAACUGUCUCAAACUGACGCAGAACAUUCUUCUUAGUUUUUGUCUCACAUUGGUUUGUUUUAAUUUAUUUUAACUAUCACACAUAUACACAAAGCAUUGAGGAAUGAAAACAUUAGUGUGUAAUUCCAUGACAAUGUGCACAGUAUCUAAUAAGUUCAAAAGCAUAUAGUCAACACAGAGAUUUAAAAUCGACCCUAAAGUCCCAGUUCCAUUUUAGGGACUUUGGCAGCUAUGGAAGAAACCAAAACAAUAUGAAGGACAGUACAUCAGAGAAGGAUAGUGCAGUGUAGCUUUAGCAUUUUUUUCCCACUGCAUGAAGGACUUGGAUUUCAUUCAAACUUUAUAUCAAGAAACUGGAACAAGUUAGAGCAAUCACAAACUGGAACAUCGCCUUAAAUAAAACUGCACGGAGCAAGCUGAAACCGAGAGAGGAUCUUUUCAUGGAGCUAAAAUGUUGUAAAUAAAUUGUUCUCGACAUAUCUAGACAGGGGUUAAAGGGUUUCUUUAAAGCAUCGUUCGGAACUGUACACCCAUGACACGUCUCCACUGUUAACGCUUUGGGAUAGUCCACGUGGUACCCUGUAGAAUAGUUCACUGGGUGCUACGGGAGGAAUGGGGAAUCUGGUGGAUAGUUUCUGUGAUACCAUUUCUACUGCCAUUUUUGUGAACAAACCAUGUUUCUGUACAUUGGAAAGGAGUUAAGGUGGAGUUGUAUUUGCAAAUUAUUCUCAAAAGUGAUUUAUUACAGGUUCCCCAAGUCCUGCGAGGUAGCACACAAACCAAUUGGUCAGGCUCAAACCCCAGGCAUCUGCAAGGCCCUUGCAAUGAAAGGAAGAGUGCUACAGAGAAAAAGCUGCAGUUUCCUUAAGGAAAGGCCUUUCCUUCCUGCAGAAGAUGAUAGCAUCACUUAUCAACAGUGCUAUGUUUCAUACCCAUCUGCAUUUACUUAGGACACUUUCACCUCUCAUCCCCUCAGUUUGGCAGAGCAGGUGCCUUUCAGGCACAUGUCAACAAUAAUUAGACUGGUUUCUGAAAUACAGUCGUCAGUGUCCUCAUUCACUAAAUUCAGUAUUUUUCCAUUUUUAAAAUGGUUUCCAUUUUACCAUCUUUUCCCUAUCGCCGUUUUUUUCUACAUUUUGUUUUUAUCUUUCUUGCUUGUCUGUUUUGAAUUUUAAGCCUUAAGUGCCAGGUAAACAUUCCAGUCUGCCUUCACAGGAAAUAACUCCGAGUUCAGUCAAUCAGUCAUUACCUUGUUUCAAACAGAUGUGUGUGUGUCUGUGUAAGUGUGCGUAUGCUUAUUCGUCUGUCAAAAUUAAAACAAAAUCCUGGGCAAUAAUACAUUGGUAAUUAAAAAAAAAAUCGUAAAAGCUAAGUACUGUCAAAGAUUCAUAUUUAAAAAUUACUGUUCACUAGCAAUCUUAGUUCCUCACACGCUCUGCUGAAAAACUAGAUUGAGAUUGGCUUUGUUCCAAGAAAUUAGCACAUUACUGUAUGUCUCAAACAUUGCACUGGACUGCGAAAUUUAUAGACAUGUUUCUUCCUGUCCAAUUAUUUGAAAAGCCUCAAGUCAAGGAUUUUGCAGCUUUCAAACAUUUUUUUUUAAGAAAGAAAAAUCCAUUUAUAAUUUCUAAAAAAGCACAAAUCCAUGUAGCUGUUUAUAAAACUCUUAUUUAAUGGAAAAAAAUAUCUUUAUCCCCUGAACUAGAAUCCAAUAUAAUUUGCCAUUAAUUUAUUGAAUCUGAUUUUGGACAAUGCUUCUGUAGUGUAGAUGCACGUCCCAGUAUCUUAUUUUUAUGUAUAAAGAAAGCAAACAAUGAAAUCUGAAAAACAGUUGAGAUUAUGCUUGCAUAAACUCUAAUUUGCACAGUUCACAGCUACUCCUUGUGCAGUAAUUGCUUUAUGCGGCUGUAAUCGAUAACCUGUGAAGACAGCACAUCAUCUAAACCCCAUUCCAAAUAAUAUUUCUGUGUAGUGUUAGCUGUGAAUUUACCUUGUACAGCUCUAUCUCUAUAAAUAUAAUUCCAUGUAUUAAUAGUCACAGAAAGGCUGUAAGUGAGCAACUAUUUUUAUGAAACGCACCACUAUGGAUAAAUUAACUUUUACAGAAAUCUUGUUUACUGUAUGAUAUUCUAAACCACUGUCAAAUAAAAUAUAUAUCCAAAAA